This is a messenger RNA of Labrus bergylta (ballan wrasse), 5037 nucleotides long. It is a transcript of the gene znrf3, whose product is annotated as zinc and ring finger 3. Lineage: Eukaryota; Metazoa; Chordata; Actinopteri; Labriformes; Labridae. Gene Ontology annotation, molecular function: ubiquitin protein ligase activity; frizzled binding. Gene Ontology annotation, biological process: negative regulation of canonical Wnt signaling pathway; Wnt receptor catabolic process; ubiquitin-dependent protein catabolic process. Gene Ontology annotation, cellular component: plasma membrane. The record is from RefSeq and is a predicted model, not a curated record.
GAGAGGGAGCGUUUGCAGGCAAUGUAAUUGACAAGGCUUGCAGUGGUGAAAUAAACACGCUUCAGCCCGGGCGCAGCUUUUGGUGCACAAUUCAGACUCUUUUGACGCAUCGCACGUAACACGCAGAGACCUGAUUACAAUUACCUUCACCCGAUUAAUUAAUCCGUGUGAAAUUAUGUCCCGAUCGGCGCAGAUCCAGCCGGCAAGAUGAUGAUUUUACCAAGGAGAGGCUCAGAUCGUGUACCCGACUCGGUGGUCCUGGUGAUCCUCGCGGUUGCCGCUUCUCUUGGUUCGGUUUUCGCCAAGGAUACUGCCUUUGUGGAAGUGGUUCUGUUCGAGUCCAGUCCCAAUGGAGAUUAUACUACUUACACGACUGGCUUGCAGGGACGGUUCUCCAAAGCAGGAGCCACUAUCAGCGCGGAGGGGGAGAUCGUUCAAAUGCAUCCUUUGGGACUAUGUAACAAUAAUGAUGAGGAGGACCUGUAUGAGUAUGGCUGGGUCGGAGUGGUGAAGCUGGAGCAACCAGAGCUGGACCCCAGUUGUCUCACUGUGCUGGGAAAGGCGAAGAGAGCGGUGCAGCGGGGAGCCACAGCCGUCAUCUUUGACGUGUCGGAGAAUCCGGAUGCCAUCGACCAGCUCAACCAGGUUGCCGAGGAUCCUCUGAAGCGGCCAGUGGUUUACGUGAAGGGCAAUGAUGCUGUGAAGUUGAUGAACAUCGUCAACAAGCAGAAAGUUGCUCGUGCGCGGAUACAACACAGACCACCGAGGCAGCCCACGGAAUAUUUUGACAUGGGCAUCUUCCUGGCUUUCUUCGUGGUCGUGUCCCUGGUUUGCCUCAUUCUGCUCAUCAAGAUCAAGCUCAAGCAAAGGAGGAGCCAGAGCUCCAUGAACAGAAUGGCCAUCCAAGCUCUGGAAAAGAUGGAGACGAGAAAGUUCAAGGCGAAAGGAAAGGGCCAGCGUGAGAGCAGCUGUGGAGCCUCUGACUCCCUGAGCAGCAGCUCCACCUCCGACUGCGCCAUCUGCCUGGAGAAGUACAUCGACGGGGAGGAGCUGCGAGUUAUCCCCUGUGCUCACAGAUUUCAUAAGAAGUGUGUGGACCCCUGGCUUCUCCAACAUCACACCUGUCCUCACUGUAGACACAACAUCAUCGAGCAAAAGAAGGGUAAUCCAGGACCAGCUUGCAUGGACCCUGGCAACCCAGUCCACAGCCGGCAGCGGGUGGUGCUGCCGGUCCAUUACCCCGGCAGGGUGCACCGUGCAGGACAGGUGACAGCCUACCCCACCAGAACCAGCAUGGACCCCCACGGCAACCCCAUCACUGUACUUACUGUGGACCAGCACCCAGACCCUCAAGGUCUGUACCCAUCCCAAUCAACAUCUGCCUUUCUCAGGAGCUACCACCCCACCCUCCACCUGGACCACUCACUUAACCCCCACCACUGUGGAUUAGAGCAUCGCGGACCCCCAGCCUACCCUUCACAGCCACAUCACGCUGCUUUUAAGCGACCAAAAUUCCAUGGUCGUAACUUUUCCCGAGCCACCUGCUUCUCACAGUACGAGACUAUGUACCAGCACUACUAUUUUCAGGGCUUGACUUUCCCUCAGCAGCCUGAGGGGGGCCAGGGGCCUGCUAUGGCAGGACAGCUUAGUGGAGGGGCCCACAAGGGCCAUCACAGCAGGGCCUUUCAGCAGGGGCUGUUAUACCCCACAGUGGUACAUAUGGCCCCUGCCUCUUCUUCGAGGAUAGGUGAUGCCGGCAGCGCUUCUGGUCUGAGCUGUUACCAUGGCCAUCGCUCGGUGUGCAGUGGCUACCUUGCCGACUGUCCUGGUAGCGACAGUAGCAGCAGCAGCUCAGGCCAGUGCCACUGUUCCUCCAGUGACUCCAUGUUGGACUGUACUGAGGUCAGCAACCAGGGGGUGUACGGGAGCUGCUCGACCUUCCGCAGUUCGCUGAGCAGCGACUACGACCCGUACAUCUACCGGAGUAAGAGUCCGUGUAGGGUCUCCACGGGUGAGGCAGGGGCUGCGGCUUGCACCACAGUCCCUGCCGAGGACUCAUCAUCCCCUGCUCCCUUGGGACACGACUGCCUCCAGCGCCCAUCUGGAGCCUCAGGAUAUAAUUCGGGGGACCACCUCUCCAACUGCAGCUUGGAGCCCAACUACAGCAGUCACUCAUCACUGGAACCCAGGGAGAACAGCAACACUACCUCAGCCGGGGCUGCAGAAGCUACCGGAGUGGACAGGGGAGAGGGUGCACAGGAGGAGUCGGGGGAGCUCGGGGCUGCAGCCUGUAGCUGCUGCUUUGAGGUGCUUCCUCCAAAUAUGGAGUGCAAAGGGCAGGACUCGGACCAAGCUGGGCCUCUGACCACAGGACGCUUUCACAGGGGGCUGGACUUUCAGAGCUCCGCCUCCAAGAACUAUUUUGCUCCUGAGCACUUGUGCCCUUCCUCGGAGCAGGUAAGCUAUGAAAGGCUGCCCUGCUGCUUCUACAAAGAGAUGAAGGUCCACAGGGCCGCAGCAGGGCGUUUCACAGAGGACUAUGCGGUUAACGUGCAGUAUGCAGACUCGGAGUCCUGCUCUGGACAGGGCUGCUGCGAACUCAACCAGAGAAUACCCAUAAUUCCUGAGGACACAGACUGUGAAUUGAGCACAGGGGCAGAGACCCAAAGCAGCUCGUUGCCCGCCAGUGUCACAGUGGAGGCGGCGUCACGGACAGGGGAGCGGCAUGAGCCCAGGGAGGGGUACUUCUCCUCAGGACAGUUUAGAGGUCAGGCAUACCCUCAGGAGGAGGAAACACGGGCUUUGUUCCACCCUCAGCUCUCUGCAAGCCCAACUGUGUUGGGAAGCAGUCCUUCAAAAAACGACAGAGGUCUGGGUGUGUGAACUCGAGCUCAGAGAGAAAGGACUCAGUCAGAAGGACGUGUUUGGUACCGUAUCAGUCAGUCAAUCAUUGAAACCCUCAGCUGCCUUGUUCAAACCUAGCUCUCUGAGAGCUGAAUGUUAUCAUCUUAGAUUGUGUGGAUUUCUACUGAAAUGGCCUGUUAUUUCUAGAUAUACAGUGUAUCAAGUUCAUUCCUGUGGCCACUAACAUUUGAGCACCAAACAAGGUUACCAUAUUACUGGGGGGAAAAAAAGACCCCAUUUACACCUGGUAAUAAAAUCGGAUCUCUUUGUGGACCUCUUACCUUUAUAAGGCAAAGUCGUGUAAAUGCAUCGUGGUCGUAUAGAUUGCAGAUAAACCCCAACACAUCUCGAGGUACUCUGGCUCACAUUGUUUUUGGAUGGAAUGUAGGUGUAAAUGCAAUCUUUUUUAACGAGCUGGACUCCGUACCUAUGUUUUAAUUUUGCUCAGACCCCAGGUUUUUUCUGGAAGUACAAAGAUCUGAUAUGAAAACAUAAAGCCAAUUCUGAUAGUUUCUUACCGAGAUAACAGCUCUUGAUAUAGAUCACAUUUAAUUACCAGGUGUAAAUGGUUGAAAGUUAUAAUACUUUCAUGGAUGGAGGUUGGUUUUUUUUGCAUCUUUCUGCAGACCUUCUACAGCUAUUGAGGUUUAUCACCGAGUAAUCUGGACAAGAUACCUAGACUCCAUCUUUUGGUGCAACAUCCAGGAAUCUGAGAUUGGUCUCUACAAACACAAGAACACUUAAUUCACAAACAUAUACAUGUAUUUAUGCGCACAUGAACACUGACUGCCUAUAAAGCUUCUACCACCAACUCAAAUAGGUUGUACGGACAUAGCUAUACCAAAACAGAAAGACAUGAUUGUUUGUUUGUUUUCUUUUUCUAACAGCAGGGAAAUGGGUAUCUUAGUGUUUGUGACUCACACAUUUCUCUGAGGAGAAGAAGCUAUUACAGAAAAAAAUGCAUAGAAAUGUGAAUGCAAGGCUGACACUGGUCUAUCUUCAAUAUAAUACUGAAUUUGUUGUACGCAUUGCAUAAUGCUGUCCAGAAGUGGCCUACCUGUAUGAAAUGUGCCAGAGCAACAUUAAAGCCUUACGCUGAUUAAGCUAUUUGUAGCAAUAUGUAAAGACGCUGCACGGCUUUGGGUCUCACAUAGACUGAAGUGGACAGUGUCUCGGGGUCAGUAGAUUUCUUCAAAAGUAGAGUGAAGCACUCUACCUCUUGUUUGGAAGCCUUUAAAAAAGUAUUUUUUGCUGUCACUUAUCCAAUUUCCCUCGAUGUGGCGUGCUCUAUUAAAUAUCUAUUAAGGUUCUAGCAUGUAACAAAAGGCCAAAGGAAAGUAGCUGGAAAAGACUCAUUUUCAUAAGGGUUCCUUUUUGUACUGUGACUUUUUUUUUUUUUUUUUAUGAUGCAGUUAUACAUACCACAGUGUAUCCGUAUGAAUCAUAUCGUGCCAUGCAUAAUACAUACUCGCGAUAUCAAUGCUUGUCAUUCAUGCCUUUCUGUUUGUCCUGCAGACUGUUUUUAUACUGUUUCUAUGAAAUAUACACAUUCUGUUCACAGAGGAAAACCUUCUGAAAUAACCCUAUUUAUAAGUUAACCCAGUGCUGUAAUCAAGUGAGAAUCUAAUCUUGCCUUUUGCAUAGAGAUAUGUACCUACUGCAAAUAUAACAUUUUGGGGUACUUGAGUCACUAUUUAAUUUUUUUUUUCUAGCACUUAAGAAGAUUAAAAUGUGUACAAAAAUUAAUAUUUUUUAAUUUUUUUAAGAAUAUAAUUAUUUUGUCAUUACCAUUACAAAUGUUUAAAAACGGCUAGAAAUCAAUCUGUGUAUAUUUCUGUACCUGUAUAGCAAAACACAUUUCAUAAAUGGAAAUAUGUUCUCUGAAUAUUUAUUUACUAAUAUAUUUAUCUUUAAGCCAUGUCUUAUGUUCAGAGUGUAUGAACGUUGGAGUUCUUUGGUUGCUUUUUAUUUUGAAAAAAAUCACUAACAUGAGACUUUGUAUAUACAUGGUAAUUGCACACAAGACGAUUAAAUCUUCUCUGACCAAAAAACUGAUUUUAAAACUUUAGUACCAUACAGUUUUGUAAUUAAAAUGUACAAAGAUCUGUAAAAUAUACAGUUUUAUUCAAGUAA